UUUAUUAUUAGGAAGAGAACGAGAGAUUAUUUAGGUAUGGAGGGAGUAAUAACAAACAGCAAUAAUUGGUAAUCUGUACAAGUGGUUUCUGCAAUUUCCUCCACCGACGGGCGGGCGGCUCGUACGUACUUUGACUUGUUGGUUUUUCCAAGUCUUCCCUUGGCGACAACGACGCGACGUUCCUUUUUCAACUCUUCCUCAGUUGACCGGUGAGCAUAGGAUCAGAUGCCGAUCCGUCCAGUGCUGCACUUCUCUUGUCUCCACAGCCAAGUCUACUCCACAGCGUUCGGCACUUCAUCUUCAUCCUCAACCAUCAUCACUUCUCCAGACCACCAUGGCUGCCAAAACCACAUCAUGCUUCACUUUCCUAAAGGAAGCGCUGCUCCUCCCCACGUUGAACCCCAAGCUCUUCACGCCCUUGCUCCUCCUCUUCGCCACCGCCGCCUUCCUUGACCACGUAGUCAACUUCGUGUUCCUCCAGCAGCCUCUCGCCGACGCCGUGGCCAACCAUGUCGCCGCGGCCAACAGCGCGGACUCCUCGAGCGCCGAACACGCCAGCCUCAUGGAGAUGGAGCGGCCAAAGCAAGACGGUGUGAGGCUCAUCCUCAUCGCCGUCUCCGAGGUGGUCGUCGCCCUGGCGGUCAGCUUCGUCAGGAGGAUCCUCGCCCUCUUCGCGGCCUCCACGACCUACUCCGGCCACCGCCACUCGCUGGCAGAGCUCCUGCGCGAGCUGGUCAAGGGGGAGAUCGGCCUGACGGGCCCUUCCAUCACCAUCGCCGUCGUCGACGCGCUUGACUUCGCGUCGGCGGUCCUGGCCGCGCUGAUUCCCGCUCCCGCCCUGACGGUGACGGGGGUGCUCUCCGUCCAGGGUCUCGCCUACCUCAUCGCGCUCCUCGCCUCCCUCUACUUCACCGCCGUGGCGUUGGUGGGCGUCGCGGCGUCGGUGGUCGACGGGAGGUGCCGCGGCGUGCGGGCGCUCCGGCGGGCGCGGCGUCUCGUGACGCUGGCGAGGGGGAAGGAGGGCCUCCUGCUGGUGCUCGUGGCGCACCUGGUGCCGACCGUCGCGGCUCCGCUGUACCGGGCUGCUCUUGUGUACGCCAAGACGAGCAUGGCGGUGUGCCUGUGCUUGUUGGCUGCGCAUGCCUUUCUGUCUUGUGCGCUGCAGCUCCUCUCUUUGAUGGCAGCAACGGUGUACUACCACCAUGCCAUGCGGAGGAGCAAGGAGGUGAUCCAUGCCUUGCGGUUAAGCUAAGACAUAGAGGGAUGCUUUGAUUUGCACGUCAAUCUAUCCUUUAAUUCAGUAGGGCUGUUCUGUGUGUGGGUAAUUGUCGUCAUCGUCGUAGCCGGCAUUGGGUAGACUAUAGGCCUAUUUGUUUCAGAAGUCUUACUUUUUUUUUAGUCUCAACAAGUCCCUAAUACCUAUUCGUUAGUUUUUAUGAACUAAACACGGACUAGAGGUCAUUAAAUGACAUGCAAAAACACCAUGUUACCCCUAAUAAUGUACUACAAGUUAUUAAAUGACAUGUUAAAGUAGGGGCACUGUUAGAAAAAGUGUCAAAAAAGUCUCAAAAAGACCCUCCCAUAAAGAGUUCGGGGGUGUUUGUUUCCAGGGACUUUUUGGUGUAGGGACUAAAAAAAGUCUCUUCCCAUGUGAAACAAAUAAGAGGGACCUUUAGAGACUAAAAUAGGGUAUUUGGGACUAAAGGAAGAAGUCUCCAUGGGAGGGUCUUUUUGGGACUUUUUGACACUUUUUCCAACAGUGCCCCUACUUUUAACAUGUCAUUUAAUAACUUCUAAUAUAUUACCAGGGAUAACAUGGUCCUUUUGCAUGUCAUUUAAUGACCUCUAGUCCCUAUUUAGUCCCUGGAAACAAACGGGUAGGGACUCGGGACUUUUUAAUUGGGACUAAAAAAAGUCCCGAGACUUCUAAAACAAACAGGCCUUCUUCCUUUAGUCCCAAAUACCCCUUUUUAGUUUCUAAAAGUCCCUCAUGUUUGUUUCACACGGGACUAAAAUGGACUUUUUUUAGUCUCUGCACCAAUAAGGACUAAUUGAUGUUGGC
Hordeum vulgare subsp. vulgare (domesticated barley) is the source of this 2062-nucleotide messenger RNA. RefSeq lists its product as uncharacterized. Bases 335 to 1252 code for a protein of 305 amino acids. The record is from RefSeq and is a predicted model, not a curated record. Lineage: Eukaryota; Viridiplantae; Streptophyta; Magnoliopsida; Poales; Poaceae. The transcript has a single exon.